AUGGGUGUUAGAUUGGUUGCUUUUUUUACUGCUCUUGCUGUGGAAUGUGCUGCUUUACUAGAUCAGUCCAUUGCUGUUAAGGGGAAAUUGCUAUGUGGUGAAGCACCAGCGGCUAAUGUCCGAAUAAAACUAUGGGACGAAGAUGAUGGUCCUGAUCCAGAUGAUCUUCUUGAUCAAGGAUAUACUAGUGCUACAGGUGAAUUCAAACUCGAAGGCGGCACAAGUGAAUUAACAUCAAUCGAUCCUGUUUUUAAAAUUUAUCAUGAUUGUGACGACGGCAUAAAGCCUGGUCAACGAAAGGUUAAAUUCCAACUACCGUCGAAAUACAUUACUAAUGGAAAAGUAGCGAAAAAAGUAUUUGACAUUGGUACCAUCAAUCUCGAAACAAUAUUUCUAGUAUGUUUUUUUAUUUUUUCAAAUUUUUUUUGUCAUUCAGUCACUUAA
Messenger RNA from Dracunculus medinensis (Guinea worm), 444 nucleotides. Lineage: Eukaryota; Metazoa; Nematoda; Chromadorea; Rhabditida; Dracunculidae. The record is from the annotation of a GenBank genome assembly.